This is a messenger RNA of Trematosphaeria pertusa, 1533 nucleotides long. Its product is annotated as FAD/FMN-containing dehydrogenase. The transcript is spliced from 4 exons. Gene Ontology annotation, cellular component: membrane. NCBI's taxonomy places the organism in Eukaryota, Fungi, Ascomycota, Dothideomycetes, Pleosporales, Trematosphaeriaceae. Gene Ontology annotation, molecular function: D-arabinono-1,4-lactone oxidase activity; FAD binding. The record is from RefSeq and is a predicted model, not a curated record. The coding region runs from base 1 to 1533 and encodes 510 amino acids.
AUGCCUCGCCCAUCCUUUCUUCCCGCCUUCGCGCUCUUCGCGGCCCUCAUCCGCGCAGAGCCUUACAACACCUUCGACGGGCCCGGCUUCCCUGCCUGCAACGAUGUUGCCGCAGUCUAUUCUCCGUCCACUGUGGACGAGAUGGUCACCAUCGUGGGUGACGCCACGAGGAACAACACGCCAGUUCGCGCCUCGGGAAAGGGCCACAUGUGGUACGACACCAUGUGCAGCGACGACCCUUCCACCAUCAUCAUACGCACGGAGAACGUCAACGGCAUCUCCAACUUCUCACUUGAAGAAGGCGCUAUAGAUGGUUCCAUCAUGAUCGAAGCGGGCGUUACGUUUUUUCAGCUCGCUGAGUACCUGCAUGAGCGAGGCGCGAGCGUGGGCUAUACGCUGGUGAACUGGAAUAUCACGCUUGCGGGGAGCAUUGCGAUGGGCGCGCAUCGGAGCAGUCUGCGAGAAGAAAGCAUGGUGGCUGCAGGCGCCAUGGAACUCCAUAUCAUUGAUGGGAGCGGGAACCUGAGGGUUGUGACGCGGGAUGAGAACAGUGAUGAGUGGCUUGCUGCCUCGACAUCGCUCGGACUUCUUGGAGUCAUCGCAAGGAUGAAGUUCAAGAUCUACCCCGAUUUCAAGGUUUAUGCGGAGCAGAAGAUACUCCCAGAGAAUGAGGUCCUCGAUGGCGACAUCUAUGGACUCAUCGCCCCAUAUGCUACCGCGAACUUCUGGUGGUGGCCUUUCCUCCGCCAAUUCCACCACCGCUACUACGACGUUGUCCCCACCAACGCUUCCGACCAAGAAGGCUUCCAAUCCACCUUCAGCGUGACCAAAGCCGAAGCCGACAUCGCCCUUGGCCUUCUCAACUCCGGCAAAUACAGCUCUGUCCCCAAUAUCGCAGCUGAGGAGCUAUUCUUCGCCCUCUGGUCCUUCCCUAACUUCCGCGAAAAAUCCACCGACCAGGCCAUCCUUACCUGGCCCGUCUACGGCUGGAACUACGACGUGUUAAUCGGUGGCCUCUACCCGGGCUACGGCACAGAAUGGGACUUCGGGCUGCGCGGCUUCACGCUCGAACUCGCGUUCCCCGUCACGCAAGCCAACGCCGUCCUCAAGCGCGUCCGCAAAGCCUUCGACGACGAGCUGCUGAAGGGCAAGGUCAUGACCUCUACUUACCGCAGCGGCAUCAACAUCAAGUUCGGAAAAGCGUACUUCGAUCUGCUGGGCCAAGUCACGUACGACACGGCCGACGGCGCGGACUGGAGCAAAGGCGCCAUCAUGUUUGAUUUCCCGACGUUUAAGCCGACGGUCGGCGACGGCCUGCGCUACAACGAGCCCUUUUAUCAUGAGCUGGCGACGGCGCUGGUCGAGGAGUUUCCGUGCCGCCCGCAUUGGACUAAGAACACGCGCGAGGUGUUUCAGCAGAGUAAGAAGAACCUGGAUCCGGAGCAUUUGGCGAGGUUUAAGGCGGUAAGAGAGAGCUUUGAUCCAAAUGGCAUUUUCAAGAGCGUGGUGGGCGAGAUUUUGGAGCUGUAUUAG